Messenger RNA from Cylindrotheca closterium, 1593 nucleotides. The record is from the annotation of a GenBank genome assembly. NCBI's taxonomy places the organism in Eukaryota, Bacillariophyta, Bacillariophyceae, Bacillariales, Bacillariaceae.
AUGGCGGCAACUACAACGUCAUCACCCACAAGCGUAACAAUGGAAGAACCGUACGCCUUGGAUCAUAAAGUCAGCAGUUUACGCCAAAGUAUUUCCAUGAAACGAAACACAUCCAAUCUUACUUCGGUGGAACGAAUCUUUGUCGAUGAAAUCAUGGAAGAGGGUGACGAGGAAGACUUGGAGGUUCUCUUGACCACGCUAGAAGACCAAACUCUAUUUUUUGGGUCCUCGCAUGGAAAUGGUGAAGAAGGAAAGGAAAUCAUGUUAAUGCUGGAACCACCCACCGGUCCCCAACACUUAUUAUUGAGAGGCCAACGAGGAUCCAUCUUGCGACAGCAAACGAUUGAAAAACGCAGGUCCUGUCAUCAACGAAAUUCCUUAUGGAGACGAUCGUCCAUGAAAAAGAUGGAUAGCUUUGGUAGUGCCAGCACCAAUGAAAGAAAUAGUUUUUCUGGAGGAAGUGGCGAAUUCAGCGUGGCCAGCAGCAGUGGUGGUAAUUCCAUCAAACAGGGUGAUCGGUCGUCGAGCAAAGUGGUGGGACCGCAAUCCUUGUUUACCUUGGACGAAUUCAAAGAGUUGGAAGCCUCCUAUGGUCAAGAUGAGGAGGAAGAUCAUGAUGAAAAUGGCAAAAUUGGCACACAUAAUGAAACGAAAGUGGAAGAAUUGGUAGUACCCCAGACUACUAGUAGUACUGACAGCAGCGAUUUGAUCAAACGAGCCUCAAGAAACAUUUACCUGGGAGAAGGUUUCGAAGUCGGAGCCGAAGAUUUAUUUAACAUGUACUCGCAAUCCAUGCCUGACUAUGAUCCCUGGAGGGACAAUUUGGAAAUGGACGAAGAAGGUCAUCGAUUUGAUUUUACCAUUCUUGGCACGUCACCCGACGACAUUGAUUCGCAGCCCCACGCACUGUCGCCACCGCAAAUGUAUGCCCUCCAGGAACAUUUACCAAUGGCUCGAAAAGGAGAGAGCUUUUGGCUCAAGUAUUCCAUGGUCCGAGAUGGAGCAUCCUUUUCUGCACUCUUGCAACACGUCCGUGGAAGUCAUCAUACGGUCAUGUGCAUGGAAACCAUUGAUGGUGAAGUCUUUGGAGCCUUUUCGUCUACAACAUGGUCCAUUCAGCCAAACUACUUUGGAAAUGGUGAAUGCUUUUUGUGGAGAAUGAAGAGCAAUCGAGCCGAGGUCAAUGGAUUGUCACUCUACGAACAAGCCCAACAGGAAUCAGACAUUGCCGUCUAUCCAUAUGCUUACCGAAACGACUAUUAUCAAUUGUGUCAACACGACCGCAUUGGAUUGGGAGGAGGUACUGCAUCGGUACCGCAAGAGAUUCAAGGAGAAAUGGUAGAACCUAAUCAACUUGGUUUUGGAAUUAUGUUCGAGGGAUCGAACCUGCUGGAGGCCUCCAGUGCCCCCUGCCUCACUUUUGGAAGUCCCUCCCUAUCCAUGAUUCAUUCAGAUGGAUCCAAGUUUGAAUUGGUCAACUUGGAAGUGUGGGCCUUGACACCGUGUGUCACCAUUGAAGAAGCACGACGACUGGAAUGCCAACGAUUAUUCCUCAAGCGGAACCUUGUAAAUAGUAAUAGUACUAUGCAAUAG